Messenger RNA from Beauveria bassiana ARSEF 2860, 417 nucleotides. RefSeq names its product DUF636 domain protein. The transcript is spliced from 4 exons. The record is from RefSeq and is a predicted model, not a curated record. Gene Ontology annotation, molecular function: carbon-sulfur lyase activity. NCBI's taxonomy places the organism in Eukaryota, Fungi, Ascomycota, Sordariomycetes, Hypocreales, Cordycipitaceae. Bases 1 to 417 code for a protein of 138 amino acids.
AUGGCGACCAAGGGUAGCUGCAUGUGUGGCCAGACGGCUUUUCAGUUCACUGGACCUGUUGAGGUGACUGCUCUCUGCCACUGCACCGAUUGCCAAAAGUGGUCUGGCAGUGCCUAUACCUCCAACCUCGUCACUCCUCGCGACGGUUUUAGCGUCACCAAGGGUACACCAAAAUCAUACGACGUCACCGGCGACUCGGGCAAGAUCAACAAGCACUUCUUCUGCGGCACCUGCGGCUCCUCGCUCUACACGGAGCUCGAGGUCAUGCCCACGUCCGUCUGCGUCAAGGCCGGCGCGCUCGACGGCGGCAAGGCCGCGCUCGACAACAAGAUUGGCGUCGAGUUUUACACCAAGGAUCGCGUCGGGUACCUGCAUAGCCUGGCCGAUGCCAAGCAGGUUGAGGCCUUUGGCAACUAA